Messenger RNA from Hipposideros armiger (great roundleaf bat), 3292 nucleotides. RefSeq names its product transmembrane protein 92 (gene TMEM92). The transcript is spliced from 5 exons. The record is from RefSeq and is a predicted model, not a curated record. Gene Ontology annotation, cellular component: nucleoplasm. NCBI's taxonomy places the organism in Eukaryota, Metazoa, Chordata, Mammalia, Chiroptera, Hipposideridae. The coding region runs from base 43 to 531 and encodes 162 amino acids.
CUCUCCCGUCCUCUCCUUACAAACGGAAGCUCAGUGGCCCCCAUGCCAAGGAUGUCCGACGCCUGGGUCCUAGGUCUCGUGCCCACCUUGCUGCUCGGCCUGCUGGCCGGCCUCCAACAGACUGCAGCCAAAUGUGGCUCCUUCCCCACCUGCCCCAAAGGAUUCAAAUGCUGCGGUGACAACUGCUGCCAGGAGUAUGAGCUCUUCUCUGGUCCCUUGAGGAUCUUUAUCAUCGUCUUCCUGAUCGUCAUGCCCAUCUUGUGCAUCUGUGGCCUCGCUAAGCACUUCUGUCGCAACUGCAGAGAGCAGCCGCAGGAUCCCCCGAUGGGUCAGGAGGGGCCCCCGGAACAGCCCUCUGUUGUCCCCACAGAAAGGGCCAGCGUAUCCAUCUCUGAGCCCCCACCCCCCUACAGUGAGAUUAUUCUGAAGCCGGUCCUGGGUCUACCUCCCACAGAGCCACCCCCACCCUACAGCUUCAGGCCUGAAGAAUAUUCUGGGGUCCACAGGGACAUCGACAACCCAGCUUUCUGAGCCACCACCUGCCUGGAACCCUGCUUCAGCCACCACCUCCCCAACGCCCCCUGGAUCAAGCCAGAGACACCUGGGAUCCCCACCAUGCCCCCGCCUAUCCUGCUACAUCUCUGGCCAUUCUUGGGUUUAAUUUAUUGUUUUUUCUGCCCCUGUUCCGCCCCAACUGUCUCUCUUGUCCCAACGGCUGGGCUGGAGCGACAGUGUCCAUCCACUCCCUCCCCACCCCUAAUCCAAGUCAGAGGCUGACAAGAGGAAAAUGUCAACAGUUGGAGGUGCUGGACACUAGAAUGGGGUACUCUGAGGACUGGGGAGAGCCCAUUUGUGGAGGUAUGCAAAUCUUGACUGAGCAGCCAGCUCUGAGAUGAAGGGUACUCCUGUACUGUGGGAGAUCGGACUACAUGUCCAUCACUUAUUGUAGAGAAAAGGCAAGUGGCACAACAAUAACCUAUGAUCUCAAUGAGCUCUGAGCCAUCUUCGGUUCUGCCUGAAUAGAGAAGAGCCCAUUCUACCCUACCCUACGUACCCCUGCCCACCAACACUCACUACAUUUUAGCUGAUUGUUGCUGAGAGUCUGCCUCUGGCUAUGUGGGGAGGUGAGCCCAGGCCCUGCUGGGGGACUGGAGGGGAGAGGGGGUCGUCACUGUGCCCACCAUGGGUGAGUCCUCCGGGGCUGUGUUGAUGAUGAGCCUAGGAGGACAUUACCUCCAUGGGCCACCCUCUGGGAGAGGAUCUUUACAGAUGCUUUGACCCCCAGUUCCUUCAGGUCUCUGGGUGCUAAAGAGCCUGGACAGAGAGCUGGGAUGGGGUAGGAGGGACCCUGGUGUCUUCCCCACCCCGUCCUCCCAUUGCUGUCCCAGGGAGACUCUCUCCCCAUGGGGGAGGGGAGUAGGGAGCCUGGCCAUCUGUGGGACAGGGCCUCUGGAGACCUUGAUCAGCCCCACCCUGGAUUGUCCUAGAGGGAGGGGAGGAGACGAGACUGGCAGAUCUGCCCAUUUCUUCCAGUCUUGUGUGAUUCUGGGGCACCGCCAUUUCAGCCCCAUCUGCUAACCCCUAAAAGGAAAGAAGCACUCACUAUGGCAGCACAGCAUCUUCCCAGGGCAGCCAUCAGUCCUGUGGGAGCUUGCAGCAGAGCGUGGGGCCUGGCAUGGGGCAUGCAGGAUGGGAGAGACCCCCGAGCUAGCUGGCCUCCUCCUUUGCACUCUGACCUCCUCCUUGCCUUUGCACUGCUCCCCUGCAGCGUUGAAUGUGGGCCUUCCUCCCCAGAUACAGUGCAAAGCAGCAACGCUGGUCAAAGCUCCUGGGAGGAUUAGAGGUAGAACAGGCCCUGGUGUGCUGGCCAGGAUGGCCCCUCCAGUCCCCUCAGUAACAUCCAGCCUUAGGGCAUCAAGAUACAGGCAGGUGGCAGGGCCGGGGGGUGCAUGGGAUGGCACAGCUAGCCCCAAAGAUGCCGGGCACAUGGGCUGUCUGGCUGAGGGUUCCUGCUAGAGACAGGGCCCCAGAGGGAGAACAUUGGUUACUGACCACAUAGUGCCAGAGUUGGCGGCAGAAUGAGUGCAGCCAUAGGAAGUUUCCCUUCCAUCUCAGAGAUUGAAAGGGGAGGAGCAGAAGGAAGGUAUGUGGGUGCUUUGUGUAAACCUGGCUAGCUCCAUGAGAGAAGUCCCAGAGCUGAUACUGCCCUCACUGUGGUAAACUCCCAUCCCAAUGGGAACAUGUUAAGCAGUGGGCUUUGCAGACCUGGAGGAGGAUGUCACGCUCAGCCUGGACACUGCCUUCCUUUCAUCAAAGAUGACAUGGGGCCUUGAAAUCUUCCCAGCAGCAGCAGCAGAGUGGCCUGGAGGAAAGUGAUCAUCCCAAAGCCCAGCGUUGCUGGGUCCUGGUGGCAGAAAUGGCCAGUUCUAUGGCUCUGUGUUCACUGUUGGUGGGAGUGGACAUAGUGUGAGCUUCCUCGAGGGCACACUCGCAGUAACCAUUCAUGCCACAGGUACUUACAGAGAUCCUACUAUGUUUCUGGCACCAUGCCUGGCACUGGGUAUCCAUUACAAUGUAAAAUGCACAUAACCCAGCAAUUCCACUUAAAAGAAUAUUCUUCACAAAUGCUCAUGCAAAAGAGAGCUCAAAGAGAUGGCCAUUGCAGCAUUCUAGCUGGGGGUAAAUGAAAACACCCAAAAUGUCUAUUGACAGGAGCCUGUUAACUAUCCUAGGUCCAUCUAUAUUAUGAAUGCUGUGCAGUGUCUAGAAAGAAUGGAGUAGAAAUGCAACACCGACCUGGCACAAUGUCCACCAUUUAUUAUUAUAGAGAAAAGGCAAGCAGCAGAAAAGUAGCCUAUGAUCUCAAUUUAUAAAUAUAUACCACAUCAUAUGAUUUCCCUUUGCAAAUGUAUAGACAAGAUAUAUAAGGAAAUGUUUUUAUUUUGUAUGCUUUGUCAUUGCAUUUUUUUACCACGAGCAACCAUGGUUUUGGCAAAUUUAAAAAAGAUUUCUUUAAUGGAAAAUAUGGCCGCUUUAGAAGCUUUACAAGACUCAUCUUGUGAACUUUGAUCUAUGACAAUUCAUGUGUUAUCAGCCCUGCUCUGAGGAAGAGGCUAGAAGAACUCAGACUUGUGGUAUACACAUGACAUGUUUAUGGCCCAUGGAGUAGAUACAUGAUAACAUGGGAAAGCCUACACCUGCCGGGCAUGUGAGGACAUGUAAUGCCCGUAUGUCAAACCUAUGCAGGACUGUAACUGGCACUCAGCAUAUAUCAGAUAUCUGGCUGGUUGGG